AUGGGCGCGCGGGAUAACGUCAGUCAACAAGGUGCACCCCGUACGAAAGCCUCGUCUGCCGACGAACCAAAACGGAUGCCGAUGCAGGGGGCGGCGUGGAGAGACCUGGCGACAAUAGCAAAAAUGAGAGGCGAAGCACUCGAACUGCAGUCGACUGGGCAUCUUUGCGUGCCCAUGGACGCCGCCGCCCAAGCUCUGCCCGUCUGCAUCGAGAUGCAAUGGCCACUCUCCUCUAGACCAGGACCCCCUCUAAUCUACCGCCGUGGGCAGUAUUCGACAUGCAUGGCGUCGUCGGUUGCGCGAUUAUCCAGCGGCUAUCGAGGUUGCAAAAAGAGGAGAAUGUACAGUGAGCGAGGAGAAGCCAAUGCCGCGGGCGAAUCUGAUGCCUUAGAGUACAUACUGCAUGUCGUCCAAAAGGUGGGGGGCACAUAUGAGCACUCGUCACGUGAUGUCCUUAUCUGUCAACAUGCGCCAAGCGUGCUAGCAGGAAACCGAGACGACUUUGAGUAA
Bipolaris oryzae ATCC 44560 is the source of this 510-nucleotide messenger RNA. RefSeq lists its product as uncharacterized. The coding region runs from base 1 to 510 and encodes 169 amino acids. The transcript is spliced from 4 exons. NCBI's taxonomy places the organism in Eukaryota, Fungi, Ascomycota, Dothideomycetes, Pleosporales, Pleosporaceae. The record is from RefSeq and is a predicted model, not a curated record.